Molecule: messenger RNA, 3597 nt
Organism: Serendipita indica DSM 11827
Lineage: Eukaryota; Fungi; Basidiomycota; Agaricomycetes; Sebacinales; Serendipitaceae
Source: the annotation of a GenBank genome assembly
AUGAGUCAAGAGUAUUAUCAAGAGGGCGCGGAUGACGGGUACUACCCAUUCGCUGAAGGAGACGAAGAGGGGGAUCCAGACAAGAUCACUCAGGAAGACUGUUGGACGGUCAUCGCCGCUUUCUUUGAGAAACGAGGGCUUGUUCGGCAACAGCUGGAUUCCUUCAAUGAGUUUAUCAACAAUACGAUACAGGAUAUCGUAGAAGACUCUGGUGAUUUGAAUCUAGAGCAACACGAACAACAUACUGGGGCUGAGACUGAUAAAUCGACGCGACACAAAAUCAAGUUUGGUCAAGUCUAUCUUACCAGACCGAGUGUAACAGAGAAAGAUGGACAAGUGUCGCCUCUCUUCCCUCAGGAAGCUCGCCUUCGGAACCUCACCUAUUCGGCUACGCUCAUGGUUGAAAUUGUGGAAGAGAAACAAGAGCAAGUACCCAACGACGAAGGUGGCUGGGACUGGGAGCGUAUCCCAGGCUCGAUCCCCGGCUUCAAUCGACUGCCACUCGCCAAGAUUCCAAUCAUGUUGCGUUCGGACAUCUGUGCAUUGUACACAAUCCCUGACCCAGAGAAAUAUGACCUCAACGAGUGUCCCGACGACCCAGGAGGAUAUUUUAUUAUCAGCGGUCAGGAAAAGGUGCUAAUCGCACAAGAGCGUAUGGCUGGGAAUCACGUCUACGUCUUCGCCAAAGGCCAACCCUCUCCAAUUUCAUUCCUGGCCGAGAUACGGAGCGUUCCCGAACGUGGUGGCAAGCUCCUGAGCUCGUUCCAAGUCAAGCUUUUCCACAAAGGUAUUGAGAAACAGAGCGGCGGUGCUAUUCGCGCCAGUGUUCCGUAUAUCAAGACAGACGUCCCUAUUUGGAUUCUUUUCCGUGCUAUGGGAGUUCUGGCCGACCGCGACAUUCUUGAACAUAUUUGUUACGAUGGCCACGACGAUCAAAUGUUGGAGAUGCUGAAGCCUUGUAUCGACGAGGGCUUUGUCGUGCAGCAUCGCGAGAUUGCUCUCGAUUUUAUUGGCCGACGAGGCAACACUCCUACCAUAUCUCGCGAGAGGCGUAUUCGCUAUGCCCAAGAAAUUAUUCAGAAAGAGUUGCUGCCUCACAUCUCCAUGGAGGAAGGGAACGAAGCCCGAAAAGCAUACUUCGUGGGCUACAUGAUACACCGUCUUUUGCUAGCUGCCCUCGAUAGAAGAGAAAUCGACGAUCGAGACCACUUUGGCAAGAAGCGACUUGAUUUGGCAGGACCCCUGCUCUCGACUUUGUUCCGCAUGCUCUUCCGCAAGGUAGUAAAGGAUGUGUAUCGUUAUCUCCAAAAGUGUGUGGAAAGCGGAAAAGCGUUCGACGUUGGCAGAGCCAUCAAGCUGGGUACCAUUUCCAAUGGUCUCAAGUACUCACUGGCCACUGGUAACUGGGGCGAUCAACAGAAUGCCAUGUCGUCAAAGGCCGGUGUCUCUCAGGUACUCAACCGGUACACCUACGCAUCCACUCUUUCCCAUCUACGACGGACGAAUACUCCUCUGGGUCGAGAGGGAAAGAUCGCCAAACCUCGACAACUCCAUAAUACGCAUUGGGGUAUGGUCUGCCCUGCAGAAACGCCGGAGGGUCAGGCUUGUGGUCUCGUUAAGAACCUCUCCCUCAUGGCAUGUAUCUCAGUGGGGUCCUAUUCCGCACCUGUUGGCGAGUUUUUGGAUGAGUGGGGCAUGGAGGCUCUAGAGGAGAACGCACAGUCCGAUCGGCCUUCUACCAAAGUCUUCCUGAACGGCGUUUGGAUGGGUGUUCAUCGUGAACCUACGCAACUCCUUAAUACUCUCAAGCAUCUGCGGCGUACAGAGGCCAUCCACCCGGAGGUCUCCGUGGUACGAGACAUUCGAGAAAAGGAACUGCGCAUCUACACAGAUUCAGGCCGCGUGUGUAGGCCACUGUUCGUGGUGGAGAAGGAUAAACUGCUCAUUACACCUGAGCAAGUUGCGCGCCUCCGUGAUGAGAAGGAUGAUCCUGCAGGCUAUCGAUGGGAUAACCUAUUUAAGGAUGGUGUGGUCGAACUGCUGGACGCGGAAGAAGAAGAAACAGUGAUGAUCUGCAUGUCCCCAGAGGAUCUAGACGCGAGAUCAAGCGGCCAGGUUUAUCACACUGAGGACAUGUACGAUCCCUCGUCAAGAGUCAAGACUAUCAUCAAGGCAGGCUCCUACAGUCACUGCGAGAUUCAUCCUAGCAUGAUUCUCGGGGUCUGUGCGAGUAUCGUCCCAUUCCCAGAUCAUAAUCAGUCGCCACGUAAUACCUAUCAAUCUGCGAUGGGCAAGCAAGCGAUGGGUAUUUCGCUCUCCAAUUUUCUCGUUCGUAUGGAUACAAUGGCGAAUAUCUUGUACUAUCCCCAAAAGCCGUUGGCGACAACCCGAGCUUUGGAAUGGCUCAAAUUCCGUGAUCUUCCAGCCGGACAAAAUGCGAUCGUCGCGAUUCUCUGCUACUCUGGAUACAACCAAGAGGAUUCUGUCAUCAUGAAUCAGUCUUCUAUUGACCGUGGACUCUUCCGUAGUAUCUAUUACCGAAGCUACAUGGAUAUGGAGAAGACUGCAGGUCAGAUCACGCUGGAGGAAUUUGAGAAGCCCUCUCGCGACACGACUCUUCGUAUGAAGCACGGAAACUAUGACAAAUUAGAUGACGACGGCCUUAUCGCACCAGGCAUGAACGUCAUUGGUGAAGACAUCAUUAUCGGGAAGACGGCGCCGUUGCCUCCAGACAGUCAAGAACUGGGUCAACGAACAGAUCGACAUACCCGUCGCGACGUCUCAACUCCCCUCAAGAGCACAGAGAGCGGCAUCAUCGAUCACGUUUUGAUCACGGUUGAUGGCGAAGGGUCCAAGUUUGUCAAGAUCCGGGUUCGCUCGACACGUAUUCCCCAAGUCGGCGAUAAAUUCGCUUCGCGUCAUGGUCAAAAAGGAACGAUUGGUAUCCUUUAUCGACAAGAAGAUAUGCCAUUCAGUGCGGACGGCAUCGUCCCUGACCUCAUCAUCAAUCCUCACGCCAUUCCGUCUCGUAUGACCAUCGGUCACUUGGUCGAAUGUCUCCUAUCCAAGGUGGCUACUCUCAACGGACAGGAAGGCGACGCCACUCCAUUCACAGACUUGACGGUUGAGCAGGUUUCGCAUGCGCUGCGUGCGGCUGGCUACCAAUCCCGUGGCCUGGAAGUGAUGUAUCAUGGGCACACAGGCAAGAAGCUGCAAGCGCAAGUUUAUCUGGGACCGACCUACUACCAGCGUCUCAAGCACAUGGUGGAGGAUAAGAUUCACUCUCGGGCUCGUGGACCUGUCCAGAUUCUUACCCGACAACCUGUGGAAGGUCGAAGCCGCGAUGGAGGUUUGCGUUUCGGAGAGAUGGAAGCAAGUCAAAACUCCCUGAUCCGCGAUUGCAUGAUUUCGCAUGGUAUUGCCGCCUUCCUCAAAGAACGAUUAUUCGAUGCCAGUGAUGCUUAUCGUUUGCACGUCUGUGACAUCUGCGGCCUGACAGCGAUUGCAAAUUUGAAAAAGCAGUCGUUUGAGUGCCGGUCGUGCAAGAACAAGACCGCGGUAUCCCAGCUUUAUAUCCUUACGCAGCGAAACUCCUGA